This is a messenger RNA of Lactuca virosa, 1422 nucleotides long. NCBI's taxonomy places the organism in Eukaryota, Viridiplantae, Streptophyta, Magnoliopsida, Asterales, Asteraceae. The record is from the annotation of a GenBank genome assembly.
UUCAAAGUGUAACUUACCCUAAUCCUAAAUUUAGUCCUGCGCUAUCCUCUGGCUCGUCGGAAUCUUCUCAGGCCGGCGAUAAUGUUACUUCAGAACCACACUCCUCUGUUCUUCAACACCGCUGGCGGGAAACUCCCCAUCCGUUUCGACGAACGUAACAUUUUAAAACACAGACGAUAUCGAGUCUCGUGUUCGAAUUCUUAUUUGUCGAACAAGUGGAAGAGACUAUACACUAGCGUUUUGAUUGUGCCAACAGGAGUUGGUGCUUCGAUUGGAGGUUACGCCGGUGAUGCUUUACCUGUUGCUCGAACCCUUGCUUCAGUAGCCGACUGUGUCAUUUCUCAUCCCAACGUUCUUAAUGCAGCAAUGCUCUACUGGCCAAUGCCAAAUGUCAUGUACGUAGAAGGUUAUGCCCUAGAUAGAUUUGCAGAAGGCUUAUGGACACUACAGCCUGUUCACCAGAACAAGGUGGGAUUGGUUCUUGAUGCAGGAAUUGAGGAACAGCUACGCAUUCGUCAUCUUCAAGUGGCAGAUGCAACAAGAGCAUCACUUGGUUUACCAGUUCUUGAGUACAUUGUCACUGACACACCUCUAGAGGUGGAAAAGUGGAUCAAUCUGAAGAACGGACAGGCAACAGGGAGGAUAAAACAUCCUGAUUCCUUAUUAAGAGCAGUAGAAACAUUGUGUGAUCGAUCUAUAAAUGCUGUUGCUGUUGUGGCUCGUUUUCCAGAUGAUGACAUUGAAGAUGUGGAUGAUUAUAGGCAAGGAAAGGGAAUCGAUCUACUAGCAGGAGUGGAAGCCAUUAUAAGCCAUCUGGUUGUGAAGAAUUUCAAGAUCCCUUGUGCACAUGCUCCUGCCCUAUUACCUCCUCCACUCACCAAGUCCUUAUGUCCAAAAUCUGCUGCUGAAGAAUUGGGAUAUACAUUCUUGCCAUGUGUGCUUGCUGGCUUAUCUAAUGCACCACAGUACUUGACUAAUGAGUAUGAGUCUCAAAGAAAUGGUUGUAGUUGUAUAGUGGGAAGUGAUGUUGAUAGUGUCAUUCUUCCAGCAGAUGCAUGUGGAGGAGAUGGUGUUCUUGCAUUUGCAAAUAAAAAAAACAAGCCUCUGAUUAUUUGUGUGCAAGAGAAUGAAACUGUGCUGAAUGACACUCCUGAUAAAUUUGGAAUUGAUGUGGUGAAGGUGUCAAACUAUUGGGAAGCUAUAGGAGUAGUUGCAGCUCAUAAGGCUGGAGUUGACCCGAAUUCACUCAGAAGGGACAAAAUCAAGAACAUUAACACAAAUUCCUUAAUUCCUUCUAAUGCUUGUGUAGCUUCAACUUCUACAGUAUUUGCUUGAUUAUCAACUCCAUACUCAUUUUCUUUUGGAAAGUAACUACUUCAUUGUCCUUUCUGUUAAAAAAAAAAUACAGGUUUUGUACUAGGU